Coniophora puteana RWD-64-598 SS2 is the source of this 903-nucleotide messenger RNA. Its product is annotated as NAD(P)-binding protein. The transcript has 4 exons. The record is from RefSeq and is a predicted model, not a curated record. Gene Ontology annotation, molecular function: oxidoreductase activity. The coding region runs from base 1 to 903 and encodes 300 amino acids. NCBI's taxonomy places the organism in Eukaryota, Fungi, Basidiomycota, Agaricomycetes, Boletales, Coniophoraceae.
AUGGCCGACAACUCCAAAUUCACCAUUCAAAAUCUCUUCAAUGUCGAGGACUACGUCUGCGUCGUCUCAGGGGGCGGCACCGGCAUUGGCCUCAUGAUCGCGCAGGCGUUUGCCAACAACGGCGCCAAGGUCUACAUCUGCGGGCGCCGCACCGAGGUAGUCGAGCAGUCCGCCAAAACGUGGGGAGCGACGCUCAAGCACCCCAAGGGACAGCUCAUCCCGAUGCAAUGCGACAUUACCAGCAAGGAAUCGAUUCAGCAGCUCGUGAAGGAGAUAGGAAAGAACGAGAAAAAGGUUGAUUUACUCGUCAACAACGCAGGUAUCAGCAAGGGUUCGACCGAGGUCGAGCGCGGUGACGAGUCGGCGAAGGAGCUUUCGGAAGAGCUGUUUGGCGAGGAGAUGAAGAACUGGGAGGACGUGUACAGGACGAAUGUCAUUGGGUAUUUCUUUAUGACGAGCGCGUUUAUCCCUCUCUUGUCUGCCGCUGUUUUGAAGAAGGAGGGCGUUCCCCAGUACACGUCAUCCGUGAUUAACAUCGCGUCGAUUUCCGGAAUAACGCGUACCAGCCAACACCACUUCAAGUAUAAUGUCUCAAAAGGGGCCGCCAUCCACCUGAGCACGCUGCUCGCACAGGAACUCCGGAGGAAGGCCGUCCAAGUCCGGGUGAACAACAUCUCUCCAGGCAUCUUUCCGUCCGAAAUGACCGCCAAAGAAUCGGACGAGCUUAACAAAUCCGCCAUCGAUCAUCAGGGUGGCAAAUGGGCUGAUCAGAAGGGUAUUCCGGCAGGCAGACCCGGCCGCGACGAAGACAUGGCACAGGCUAUUAUCAUGCUGGCAUGUAAUCAAUAUGCAUACGGACAGACCUUGGCUAUCGACGGUGGAUAUCUGCUCGAGCACCCUUAA